UUAAGCACUUCACUUCCUUCUUCCUCAUCACUUCCAUUCUUCUUCUUCUUAUUCGUCCUUUCUGAGUUUCUUGAGUAGGUUGUAGCUAUGGCGGUGAAGGGCAGAGAGGACGGCGGGGUUAAGGGUGGAGCCGGGAAAGUGAACGGCAUUAAGGAGGUGCACUACAGAGGCGUGAGGAAGAGGCCGUGGGGGCGCUACGCCGCGGAAAUCCGUGAUCCGGGCAAGAAGAGCCGCGUGUGGCUGGGGACUUUUGACACGGCGGAGGAGGCGGCGCGGGCGUAUGACGCCGCCGCCAGGGAGUUCCGUGGGGCUAAGGCGAAGACCAACUUCCCCUCGCCGUCGGAGAAUCACAGCCCCAGUCAGAGCAGCACGGUGGAGUCUUCCGGGAGCGAGACGGGCGGCCACGCGCCGCAGUUCCCACUGGAGCUGGAUCUCACGCGCCGCCUUGGUUCCGGCGAGGCCGCCGGCGUUAGAUCCGUGAAUACUAAUAAUAAUAAUACAUUUCAGUUCUUUCACCCUCAGCCGGCCGUCGCCGUUCUCCCCAACGGACAGCCGGUUCUGCUGUUCGAGACGCUGUGGCGGCCCGGCGCCGUUAGCCACCCACUCCCGGACCAGUUCGAGCCGGCGAAUCCUUCCAAACGCCCCGCUUUCAGCGACUCAAGCACCUUCUCCGUCGUCGAAGAGAACCACUUUGUCGGCGCCGGCGCCGGCGUUGCAGAGAAACGCCUUAACCUUGAUCUUAACCUUGCUCCACCCACAGAAGCUUGAUUAAUCUUAAUCAAUGAUUACUAGAAUGAGAUCACUAAUUGCUUGUUUUUGUACAUAGAAUUCGAGUGAACUGUCGUGUUUUUUUACAGCCGACGAGCGAAUUGCUUACAAUUCCUCUUGCUGUUCCUACUGAACUGUAACUCGUUAUUCUUGUUUUUCCGGUGAGUGAAAAAAUCCUUAAUAUUUCCGUUUUUUUAUUAAUUUU
Ipomoea nil (Japanese morning glory) is the source of this 973-nucleotide messenger RNA. RefSeq names its product ethylene-responsive transcription factor 4-like. Gene Ontology annotation, molecular function: DNA-binding transcription factor activity; DNA binding. NCBI's taxonomy places the organism in Eukaryota, Viridiplantae, Streptophyta, Magnoliopsida, Solanales, Convolvulaceae. Bases 88 to 768 code for a protein of 226 amino acids. The record is from RefSeq and is a predicted model, not a curated record. The transcript has a single exon. Gene Ontology annotation, biological process: regulation of DNA-templated transcription.